This is a messenger RNA of Belonocnema kinseyi, 568 nucleotides long. RefSeq lists its product as uncharacterized. The transcript is spliced from 6 exons. Lineage: Eukaryota; Metazoa; Arthropoda; Insecta; Hymenoptera; Cynipidae. The record is from RefSeq and is a predicted model, not a curated record. The coding region runs from base 50 to 568 and encodes 172 amino acids.
GAGUGAAACAGAUGUUAAUAAGCAGGUUCUGGCAGAUUUUCAAACAGCGAUGAAUCUAUUUCAUCGCAGAAAAGAAAUGUCAGCAGGAAACUAUCGUCAACAAUCCUUCCAGAAAUCGCAAAAAUUGCGAAAACCUUUUCCUAUACGUACUGAAUCAAAAAUAUCAGGAUAUAAGAAACACAGUGUUAAAGAAUCAAAUAUAUAUAUGAAACAACCAAACAGGAACGAAGGUCUCGAUAUAUUUGGAGAAGGAAUGGCAACUGAAGCCAUAGAGAAAAUAACUAAGAGGUUCAAAAAUUACGGGAAAAAUUCAACAGAAAAAGAAUUUCUCAAAGUUUUGGGACCUGUAAUCACAAACGCUGUCAACUGGGAUGGCCAUCGCGCUUUAAGAGCGAAAAACAAAACAAAGAUUGAUUUAAACAAGGUACAAAUAGUUUUCGAAGAUGAUUCGAGUGUAAAGGAAGUCGAACAAAUACAGAAAAACAAAUAUGAGUCAUUUAAAUAUGUAGAAAAGCGUGAUAAUGCCCAGAACGAUGAGCGAAUGUGUAGCUGGAGGCCGCGCAGGUGA